AUGGAUAACGAAAAUAGUAUAGGUUCUGAUAACAGUAGUGUAGUGGGACAAUUAAAAAAAAAUAAUGUAGGAACGUUAGAAUGUAUAGCGCUAUCAGUUGGGGGCAUUGGAUUAAGCACGGCCCUCUUCUUUGUAUACCCUAAUAUAGCAUCGGUCGCCGGUACAGCAGUACCGUUCACAUUAAUUAUAGGCACAAUUUGUACUUUAUCUAUGGCAUACACUAUUUGUACUUUUUCAAAAUAUGUUUCAUCAAGUGCAUCUUUGUUUUUAUAUAUUUCAGAAGGUUUGGGCAAUUCGAUGGGGUUUUUGUCAGUUUGGGUUCUAUUGGUUGGCUAUUUAACAGUAAUGGUGGCUGCGAUUCUAAUGUUUGUUAGUACUCUAUCAGAUGUAAUUACACGACACACCACAUUUCACUUCCCGUGGAUUCUUAGCGCUAUAUUAGUGGUUACCGUUAUUCCCACAUUGGCAUAUAUAGGUAUCGAUGUAGUAUUAAGAACCACUUUAAUAUCAAUGGCACUCGAGACAAUAGUAAUGUUGGUUUUAACUAUUUUUGUUGUAGUUAAAGGCGGUGAUCAAGGUAACUAUCCUUUGGCAUUUACACCAGUCGGUGACUAUGCGCCUGAUAUUUCAGGUAUAGCAAGAGGUUUGGUAUUUUGUGUGUUUAUUUUCAUUGGGUUUGAGGGUGCCGCUAAUUUGGGAAGAGAAACUAGAAAUCCCAAAAAGAGUAUACCCAUUGCUGUAGUUGGUGCUGUUUUAGUGGCUGCAGUUUGGUUAAUUUGGGCAAGUUAUGCUAUGAUUGUUGCAACAGGACCCUCAAAUAUAUUCUCAAUGAGACUGGACCAAUCGCCAAUAGAACAAAAUGCAAAUCGUUAUGUAUCCUAUUGGUUUUCAAUUGUCAUCGAUGUCGCAGGUAUAGUAUCUACAUUCAAUGUUUGUAGUAGCUGGUUUAAUAUUGUGUUCAGAAUUCUCUAUAGCAUUGGUAAAACUAUAAAAGAAAAUACAAGAAACCCAAUUUCAAAACUAUCGAAUACAAACAAAAAAUUUAAAACACCACAUGUUGCAAUUAUUACAUUGACAGUAUUCAUAGUUUUAUGUUGCUUUAUUAUAGCAUGUUCAACUAAAAGUAUAUAUACAACACACACCUGGGAUGUCUAUAACUACCUUAGCUAUAUCAGUGCGAUUCCUAUUAUACUAGUUUUUAUUGUUACAAAUAUUGCUCUGGUUCCAUAUAUGAAGAAAAAGCAACCUCAAGAUUAUAGAUUUUUUAAUCAUUUAAUAUGUCCUUGUGCCAGUGGACUAUUGUUUAUUUUAUUAUUAGUGGGUAAUUUCUAUCCAGAACCUCCAUCAUACCCAUUGCCAUUUUUCUUGUAUGCUUUAGCUGGUUUUAUAAUCAUAGGUAUUGCAUUAAUGUUUUAUUUAACAAAAUUUAAAAAACAAUACAUCAACAAUAUGAUUUUUGAAAUGUCUAAAUAA
Messenger RNA from Dictyostelium purpureum, 1473 nucleotides. RefSeq lists its product as uncharacterized. Gene Ontology annotation, cellular component: plasma membrane. The record is from RefSeq and is a predicted model, not a curated record. NCBI's taxonomy places the organism in Eukaryota, Evosea, Eumycetozoa, Dictyosteliales, Dictyosteliaceae. Gene Ontology annotation, biological process: amino acid transport; transmembrane transport. The transcript has a single exon. Gene Ontology annotation, molecular function: amino acid transmembrane transporter activity. The coding region runs from base 1 to 1473 and encodes 490 amino acids.